Messenger RNA from Nannospalax galili (Upper Galilee mountains blind mole rat), 534 nucleotides. It is a transcript of the gene Ppp1r2c, whose product is annotated as PPP1R2C family member C. NCBI's taxonomy places the organism in Eukaryota, Metazoa, Chordata, Mammalia, Rodentia, Spalacidae. Gene Ontology annotation, biological process: regulation of signal transduction. Gene Ontology annotation, molecular function: protein phosphatase inhibitor activity. The record is from RefSeq and is a predicted model, not a curated record. The transcript has a single exon.
AUGGCUACCUCCACCACCUCAAAGCGACCAAUCAAGGGGAUUCUCAAAAAUAAAAAUUCAUCAACUUCGGUGGAGGAUUCUACCUAGUCAUCGGGAAAAUCUGGCACACGGGUACUGAAACUGAAGAAAUCACAGAAGUGGGAUGAAUCCAAUAUACGAGCAACAUACUAUCUAUCCUACAAAAACUAUGAUUUAAUGAAAAUGAACGAACCCAGCAACUCCUGUGUCAGUAUGCCACACGAUGGGGAAGACACCACGAGUGAAGGUCAAGGAAAGGAAGCCAUGACACCCAACAUCCUAGCAAAGUACCUGGCCGACGCUGACAUAUUUGGGACCAACAGAAAGAAGAAAGAAAGCAGCGGUGCGCACACGAGCAAAUACUUCCUAGACCAUCAAGAAAGGCGGCGGCAAUUUAAUUUGAAAAGGAAGCUCCAUUCCAAUGAGGGAUUGACCAUCAAAUUAGCGAGACAAUUUAUUUCGGAAGAACUACAGUCAGAAUUGGAGGAAGACAAAAACUAACCGUGUCUACAUUAA